AAUUAAUUACAAAAGAAAAAAGAAACAGGGAAGAAGGGAAAGAAGAGGAAGAAACAAAACAACAAAAACAAAAUCGAAAUUGAAAUAGACACAAGAAAACAAGCUGUUUCCGGAUAAAAGUGUGGCAUAAGGGACAUAGGAACAAGCCUACGAUACACAAGAAAAGACAUUUGAAAAUAGCACCCAUCUCCUCAAAGAGAAACCACCCAUAACAACCGACCCUCUCGUGUUCCUUUACCACCGAAAACCUAACAUUCCCCCCUUUUCACCUCCCUCUAACAUACGCCUCUCUCCUUAUCAUCCGCCCCCAACCUCUUAUCCUGCGCACCCGCACCCCUUUUACCCUCAUCUCAUAUAAUCCCAAUCAAUCAUCACAUCAUUCUUUGAUUCCUCGGUUUAGGACUUGGGAGUUUUAGGGUCUUUAAAAAAGUGUUUGUUUCUAAGGAAAACAAAGGAAAGCGAUCACCUUUUUUCUUAAAGCUAAUAUGACUUCAUCAGGUUGUAAAUUUGGGAUUUUACGGUGGCGUAAGAUUUUGGGUUUUGUUAUGACGAGAGAUGUCUAAUGCUUUAGGGAUUGAUGAAUCUGCUUUCGGCCUGCUGGAAGCCAUUUGGGCAUGAAGGGGAAAAUCACGAGACAAACGGCUUUCUAGGCGGCGGCAAUGGUGGUGGCUCAAGGGAAGGUAAAGACGGCUUGCUUUGGAUUCGGGAUAUAGGGAAAUAUGGUUCGGGAGAUUUUUCCAUGGCCGUGGUCCAAGCAAACCAGGUGCUUGAGGAUCAGAGCCAGAUCGAGUCCGGCCAAUUUGGCACUUUUGUUGGGAUCUAUGAUGGACACGGCGGGCCCGAGGCGGCUCGUUACGUCUGCGAUCACUUGUUUAGGCACUUUAAAGCAACAACAGCCAAGUCACUGGGAGUUGUGAGUGCUGAGACCAUUCAAAGAGCUUUUCGUCAAACAGAAGAAGGGUUUACUGCCCUUGUGUCAGAGUUAUGGAAUACACAACCAAAUAUGGCAACAGUUGGUACAUGCUGUCUGGUUGGAGUAAUAUAUCAGAAAACACUUUUUAUUGCAAAUCUUGGUGAUUCACGUGCUGUGCUGGGCAAGAAAGAUGGAAACACUGGAGGAAUGGCUGCUAUGCAGUUGUCAAUAGAACACAAUGCAAAUAUUGAGGCUAUCAGGGAUGAACUUAAGGAAUUGCACCCAAAUGAUCCGCAAAUCGUUGUCCUCAAGCAUGGAGUUUGGAGGGUAAAGGGCAUUAUUCAGGUUUCUAGAUCUAUGGGCGAUGUUUAUAUGAAACAUGCAUGGUAUAACAGGGAACCAAUUAACGAAAAAUUCAGACUUCCUGAACCAAUGAACAUGCCUAUAUUGAGUGCCGAUCCAACCAUUAUUUCCCAUGCUCUCCAACCAAGUGAUUCUUUCCUUAUAUUUGCAUCUGAUGGUCUAUGGGAACACUUGAGUAAUGAAAAAGCUGUGGAUAUUGUCCACAGUCAUCCACGUGCAGGGAGUGCCAAAAGGCUGGUCAAGGCUGCCCUACAAGAAGCAGCCAGAAAACGAGAAAUGAGAUAUUCAGAUCUAUGGAAGAUUGACAAGAAGAGAUGCUGUCCAAGACCCUCCAGUAUCCAUUCGAAGUGCACUGGAACACACAUAAUUCAAAAAAACCAAAGAGAUUUUCUUCUGGUUUUUGCCCAACACCCAUACAAAACUGCACCAACAACACUAGACAUUUCAUGAUGCACCGCUGUAGCAGAUGCACUGCUUUGAUACUGAUAUAGACAGCACUUGUUUCGAGCGGAUUCAAAUUUGUAAAAUUUUAACCUCCAUUUACUAUAAAUUCUGUGCAAUUCCUCAGUAUAAUCUAAUUAAAUGCAAGUGAUCUUUGCCUUAGAUGGCAUUCUGUGAUC
This is a messenger RNA of Durio zibethinus, 1896 nucleotides long. Its product is annotated as putative protein phosphatase 2C 42. Gene Ontology annotation, molecular function: cation binding; protein serine/threonine phosphatase activity. The record is from RefSeq and is a predicted model, not a curated record. NCBI's taxonomy places the organism in Eukaryota, Viridiplantae, Streptophyta, Magnoliopsida, Malvales, Malvaceae. Gene Ontology annotation, biological process: protein dephosphorylation.